AGAGACCGAUUUCGUGAAAAACAUGGAGCUACAUGUUCGUUUAUGUAUAGAUAGAUAUGUCCCCACUAUAUAUGGCAUCUUUCCCUUUCUUUAUAGGCUCAUUUAAAGGGCAGAUCAAUAGUUGUUAAAAGUUGGUUCCUUGCUUGACCUUCUCCCUCUUGUCACCCUCCUCCUCUGCCUGCCAUUGUACCCUCCAAGGGCAAGAACCAUAAUAAAUAAUAGAAACCUUCCUCGUAAUCUUCGACUCUCUUCACAGAAAAAUCCAAACUUUGAGCUGAUUUUACAACCCAAUUGCGCCCUUUUGCUCCUCAUAGUCCCAAGUCCCGACCUUUGAUUCCCAAGACUGAAGAUCCCCACGUGCACUUUCUCAAGGACAUGGCAGUGGCUGGAGAUUUGGCCGUUGCCUUCACCAGAGCCAUUGCUGGGAACUCAACAACUCUUGAUUCCAAGAACUGGGUCUGUGGGGCACCAUUGGGAAGCCUCUGCAACAAUGGGGUGAAGGUGAAGAGGAAGGCUUCUGGCGGUGGGGUCAGAGCGACGCUGCAAGUUGGUUUUGAGCCAAAGGAGGGUCUGAGGAAGAAUGUGGAGGGGGCUCUAGGGUUUGAUGUGGUGUCAGAGUCUGAGCUGAGGGAGAAGGGGUUCUUGGGGAUGAGUAAGACGAAGCUCGUGUGCACUAUUGGCCCUGCCUGCUCCUCGAUGGAGGAUUUGGAGAAGUUGGCCUUGGGAGGGAUGAAUGUGGCAAGGCUUAAUAUGUGCCAUAACACCAGGGAUUGGCACCUAGAUGUGAUUAGGAAGAUCAAGAAGUUGAACGAGGAGAAGGGGUUCUGCGUGUCUGUCAUGAUGGACACCGAAGGGAGUCAGAUUCAUGUGGUUGAUCAUGGGGCCCCUUCAUCUGUCAAAGUCGAGGAAGGUUCGAUCUGGCUGUUUACAGCAAACAAGUUUGAGGGUACUCGCCCUCGCACGGUUCAAGCGAACUAUUCAGGCUUUUCUGAAGGUAUCAAGGUAGGAGAUGAACUUGUGAUCGAUGGUGGAAUGGCAAGUUUUGAAGUAAUAGAAAAGAUUGGGAAUGAUUUGAAAUGCAAGUGCACAGACCCUGGUCUGUUCCUUCCUCGAGCUAAGUUCAGCUUUUGGCGAGAUGGGAGGAUUGUGGAGAGGAAUUACGAGUUGCCGACUCUAUCAACCAAGGAUUGGGCAGACAUUGACUUUGGUAUAUCAGAAGGUGUUGAUUUCAUCUCUCUAUCAUUUGUAAAUGAUUCCGAUGCAAUAAGUAAUCUAAAGGAUUACAUCUCCACUAAAUCACCAAAGCCAAUUAGAGUACUGGCGAAGAUUGAGUGCCUUCAGGCUCUUCAUAAACUGGAAAAAAUUGUGGAGGCUUCUGAUGGGAUUAUGAUCGCUCGGGGUGAUCUUGGAGUAGACAUCCCUCUCGAACAGAUACCAACAGUCCAAGAGGGAAUCACUUGUUUCUGCCGCCAAAUGAACAAGCCUGUGAUUGUGGCUUCUCAGCUUCUCGAGUCCAUGGUUGAAUAUCCUACUCCAACCCGUGCCGAGGUUGCAGAUGUCUCGGAAGCAGUUAGACAAUAUGCGGAUGCUUUGAUGCUGUCUGGUGAGUCUGCAAUUGGAUCUUACGGACAGAAAGCUCUCUCUGUCUUGCGAAUGACAAGCAAUCGAAUGGAGUCGUGGAGCCGCGAGGAAAAUCAGGAAAGUCUCCCAGUGCAGCAUCAGCUUGGAGUGUCGCUGUCCGAGCGGAUUGCUGAGCAAAUCUGCAACUGUGCUGCUGAAAUGGCUGACAAACUUGGGGUUGACGCAAUCUUCGUGUACACAAAGCAUGGGCACAUGGCAUCCCUGCUCUCACGGAACAGACCAAACUCUCCCAUAUUCGCAUUCACGGAUGAAGAGAGCACACGAAUGGCCCUAACCCUGCAAUGGGGAGUCAUUCCACUCUCCAUCGACCUCACGGACGACAUGGAAGUCAACAUUGCAAAGUCAGUCGAUCUGCUGAAAGCUAAGGGGAUGGUUCGACAGGAAGAUGCUGUCCUGGUGGUAUCUGAUGUGACCCCGACUUGCUCGGCCUCCUCGACUGCUUUCCAGUUGAUCCAGGUGAAGACCAUUUCCUAGAAGGGGCAAAACUCAAGCCUGAUAUACGACACACUCAUUUCGAAGCAAUAAUGAGAUCACUAGUAUCACCUCUAUCGAACGAUAAUUUUGAUCGAUUUAUAUUCUAUGUCGGUGUAGUCGGAAGUUUUGUAUGUGCUUUAUCAUUAUCGUUUAUCAGGACUGCUCAAUACGACAGAAAACAACCUUCUGUUCACCAUUUUAGUAUCUUCUCCUACUCGUUUGCGACUUCAUGAGGGGGUAAUCAAAUGUUCAAGAUUCAGCUCGA
Messenger RNA from Punica granatum (pomegranate), 2380 nucleotides. NCBI's taxonomy places the organism in Eukaryota, Viridiplantae, Streptophyta, Magnoliopsida, Myrtales, Lythraceae. The record is from RefSeq and is a predicted model, not a curated record.